Messenger RNA from Sclerotinia borealis F-4128, 1377 nucleotides. NCBI's taxonomy places the organism in Eukaryota, Fungi, Ascomycota, Leotiomycetes, Helotiales, Sclerotiniaceae. The record is from the annotation of a GenBank genome assembly.
AUGGCAGAUUCCUACUAUGAACUCGACCGUUUGGGAUAUGGUAUAGAAGACUCUCAAGACUCUCAAGACUCUCAAGGCUUUCAAAACUUUCAAGACUCUCAACACUUUCAAACUACUUCAUCAUCGCAGGAACCUCAAUUACCAUUUAUCACUCACCCUCACACUCGCACUACUGUUACUCGCAAAACCCGUUUCGUUUGUAUUUCCGAUACUCAUAAUGGUACCCCUCAUGGAUCAUUUAAACUUCCAAAAGGCGAUGUUCUCAUUCAUGCAGGAGAUUUUACAAAUCAAGGAAAUUAUAUUGAAUUGGAAAAAACUAUAAAAUGGAUUAAAGAAGCCGAAUUCGAGGCCAAAAUCAUCAUUGCCGGUAACCAUGACAUAACUCUCGACCCUUCCUUCUACUCCCAAUAUGGACUUUACUUCCAUAAUCAAAAUCCACAAGAUACCACCAAAUGUCAAGGAUUACUGGAUCGUUCGCCUUCAAUCCUAUACCUUAACCAUGAAGCGGCUGAAGUUUCUUUAGCAUCACCUAACGGUCCACAUACCACGUUUCGUAUUUUUGGCUCUCCUUUUUCCCCUGCAAAAGGAAUGUGGGCAUUCGGUUACCCUCAACCUGAAGCUUCAAAAAGAUGGGACGAUAUUCCACUAGAUGUCGAUAUAGUACUCACUCAUACACCACCCAAAUAUCACUGCGAUGAAAGGAAUGAUCGUGUCGCAGCGGGCUGCGAAUAUUUACGUCAAGCAUUAUGGAGAAUUCGUCCAAGGUUAGCGAUUUGCGGCCAUGUACAUGAAGGACGAGGUGCCGAAAUAAUACAAUGGGAUCUUGGAGCUUCGAAUAUUAAGUUCAAGGAAAAUGGUGUUAUUCGUUGGGAAGAUCCAGGUAAAGAUAACAAGAAGAUGUCCCAUAUCGAUUUGACUUUGAAGGGAAGAGUGGGAGAAAAUUCUUUCAAAAAUGAUGGAUCCAUGGGUGAUUGGGAAAAUAUGACAAGUUCAUCUACUGCUAAUUCUAGUAACCUUACAACAUCAACUGGAAGUGGCCUACCUCUAUCACCCGAAAACAUGACACCAACUCAAAAUAAAUGGCGGCGGAAGAACCCAAUGGCCAAAAUGGCAAUUUCGAACGUGACAAAGAGUUUACUUGCCAUACCUGAGGAAACACUCUUUUUGCCAGCUCGGGGACAAGGUGGAAUGCCACCAUCGUUACGUUGUGAUAUAGAGGCUCUUUCCGGACGAAUGGGUCGCCAGGAAACUUGUGUGGUCAAUGCAGCGAUGAUGGCUUCUAGUUGGCCACAUGGGAAAGGAAGAGGAGGGAAGAAGUUUAACAAACCAAUUGUGGUUGAUAUUGAGUUACCAGUUUGGAAAGAGGUAGAGUUGUGA